Gregarina niphandrodes is the source of this 708-nucleotide messenger RNA. RefSeq lists its product as hypothetical. Bases 1 to 708 code for a protein of 235 amino acids. NCBI's taxonomy places the organism in Eukaryota, Apicomplexa, Conoidasida, Eugregarinorida, Gregarinidae. The transcript has a single exon. The record is from RefSeq and is a predicted model, not a curated record.
AUGGCUCCUGCAUGUCGGGAGUGCUUCCCGCACUAUUACGACUGGUCGUCGACGUACGCAAACGUCGGACACGAUGCCGCAAUGGGCGAACAACUAAACGGCGCGCGCAUCGUGACCCCGUUCGGCAUUGUGACGUACUCCAGCACGGAUGCACAACCGCGCGCGAGAAGCGUUGCACAAGAGAAUGAAGACGAGAACUCAUGCGACGACGACCCAUUGGUCCACCAAGUAAACCGUCAAGUGACGGAAGAGUACAGCCGAACGCAAGAGCCGUACAACCGAGUCGGCAUCCAGCUGCCGGAUGAGGAGAGGGGAGAGGUCUGCAGUAUUUCCUCGUCUGUUGCUCUGGCUGUCGACGAAGUGAACAGGCAAAUUCGCAGCGAGAUGCCCCUCAAGGGUUUGUGUGGGGGCCCUUGUCUGCAGUCGCCAAAACACGAUGACUUCCAGACCACCAUGCCGCUCGUGCCGAGUGUCCAUCGUGGCCAAGACCUACGAGACGAGGGACUGCUAGAAGAAAAACAAGUCGUCCCCGGGUCCACGGGUCUGCGCUGUUGUGAGCCAGAGUUCGUUCGAGUGCCUCCCGAAAUGGAACGCCAGCGCUCGAGCAGACUCCUCCAAGCCAUCAGUCCCCGCAAUAUGUGCUCUAAUGUAUUCGAGGACGUUCAACCGGAUUUCAUGGCUGAAUACGACGUUCCGAUUCCUGCGUGA